AUGGCACCCUCAAACAUGAAGGCUAUCAAAGUCGUCGAGGCCAAGAAGGCAGAACUCCAGGACGUUCCCGUCCCCAAGCUCCGUGACGACUACGUUCUGGUCAAGGUCGAGGCUGUUGCUUUGAACCCUACCGACUGGAAGCAUGUCGACUACCUCGCCAACCCUGGUGCCACCGUUGGCUGUGACUACGCUGGUGUCGUCGAGGAGGUCGGUUCAGCAGUCCAGAAGAAGUUCUCCAAGGGUGACCGGAUUGCUGGCUUCUCCCACGGAGUCAACUCUGCCAACAAGGAGGACGGAUGCUUUGCACAAUACGCUCUUUCCAAAGGUGAUGUUCAGAUGAAGGUUCCUGACUCUUUGUCGACCGAGGAUGCUGCGACUCUCGGUGUUGGUGUCACCACUGUUGGACAAGGCUUGAAGCUCCCCCUUCCUACUGAGCCCGCUAAGCAGCCCUUCCCCGUCCUUAUCUACGGUGCCUCGACCGCUACCGGUACCCUCGCCAUCCAGUACGCUAAGCUGUCUGGCCUCGAGGUCAUCGCCAUCUGCUCCCCUCACAACUACGACCUCGUCAAGUCUCUGGGUGCCGACGCCACCUUCGACUACAAGGACCCCGAGUGCUCGGCCAAGAUCCGCGAGCACACCAAGGACAACCUCAAGCACGCUUUCGACUGUAUCGCCGAGGGCAGCUCUCCCGACAUUUGCGCCAACGCCAUCUCGAGCAAGGGCGGUGUCAUCUCUUACCUUCUUCCUGCAAAGUCCUCCCGCGAGGACGUCGUCGACCAGAGCACUUUGGGCUACACUGUUGUUGGCGAGGCCUUCACCUUCGCUGGCAACCCUAUCCCUGCUAAGCCCGAGGACUUUGAGUUUGGCAAGAUGUUCUGGAAGCUGGCUGAGAAGCUGUUUGCCGAGGGCAAGGUCAAGGCUCACCCCAAGGAGCUCCGCAGCGGCGGUCUCGAGGGUGUCUUUGGCGGUAUGGAUGAUAUGAGAUCCGGCAAGGUCUCGGGCAAGAAGCUCGUCUACAAGAUCUAA
Aureobasidium vineae is the source of this 1026-nucleotide messenger RNA. Lineage: Eukaryota; Fungi; Ascomycota; Dothideomycetes; Dothideales; Saccotheciaceae. The record is from the annotation of a GenBank genome assembly.